Charadrius vociferus (killdeer) is the source of this 716-nucleotide messenger RNA. RefSeq names its product ATP synthase, H+ transporting, mitochondrial Fo complex, subunit s (factor B) (gene DMAC2L). The record is from RefSeq and is a predicted model, not a curated record. The transcript is spliced from 4 exons. NCBI's taxonomy places the organism in Eukaryota, Metazoa, Chordata, Aves, Charadriiformes, Charadriidae. Bases 1 to 603 code for a protein of 200 amino acids.
AUGGUGCUGUUGGGGAAGCUGGCGCAGCCGGUGUGCAGCCUGAGCAAGGUGCCGCCGCCGGGCGCCUGCAGACGCUUCUGGGGAUGGCUGAAUGCUGUGUUCAACAAGGUGGACUACGACCGUAUACAAGCUGUUGGCCCUGACAGGGCAGCUUCAGAGUGGCUGUUGCGCUGCGGUGCCCUGGUGCGCUAUCAAGGCUAUCAGAAAUGGCAGCAGGACUACAAUGGUCUCCCGACGGGGCCCUUGGGGAAAUACAAGAUAGAAGCAAUUAAUGCCACUGAUUCUUGCAUCAUGUACAGAGGAUUUGACUAUUUGGAUGGUCUUGAACAUGUUACAGAAAUCAAGCUGCAGAAGUGUAUUUACAUCCAGGAUGAGUGUCUGCAGAGGCUCAGCGAGACGAAGAAUCUGCAGAAAAGCCUCCUCCAGCUGCAGAUCAUUUCCUGUGGGAAUGUCACAGAUAAAGGCAUCCUUGCGCUUCACAAGCUGACGAACCUUGAAUAUUUGUAUCUGAGUGACCUCCCUGGAAUAAGAGAGAAAGAAACUACUGUUCGCAUCCUUCAGCAGGCACUGCCAAACCUCGAGCUGGAGCUGGAUUUAGAAUAAAUGCCAUGACACAUAACUGAGGUGUAUUUGAUUUCAUGGGAUUUAUGAUAUGUUGCAUAAAUUAAAUUGUACAUGCUACUGUAUUUCCAGGUAUGGAAAUAAGCCCAGAUCUC